AUGCAUGUAAUUAUACAUGGGAACAUUGCAGCUAAUGAGAGUUCAGAUGAUAAGGGUAUAAUAGGAGCUAUUUUAGAUAAGAGUUCUCGCAUUGGCCAAGAGCAUGCAGUGGCUAUGAAGCUGGCAUUGGAAGAUUUUUAUCAAAAAAGCAUUCAGAGUUUUUCUCUGCAUAUAAGAAACUCUCAAGGGGAUCCUCUUUUGGCAGCUAUUGCAGCUAAAGAUCUCAUUGAUAAUCAAAAGGUGCAAGCCAUCAUUGGACCACAGACAUGGGCAGAGACAUCUUUAGUGGCUGAAAUCAGUAGCCAAAAGAGGAUACCUUUCCUUUCUCUAGCAGAAGCAACUCCAGAAUGGGCAAUGAAGAAGUGGCAUUUCCUGCUGCAAUCCUCACCUAGCCAAAUAAUGCAGAUGAAAGCUAUUGCUGAAAUUGUAAAGUCUUGGAAACUCUAUAAUAUUACUAUGAUAUAUGAAGAUGGAGACUCAUCAUCCACUAAAAUUUUAUCUCAACUCUCUGAAGCUCUUACAAAAUUUGGGACAGAAUUAAGCAAUGCUAUAGCAAUCCCACCUCUAGUUUCUUCUUCAUUGUCCCAACAACUUGAGAAACUAAGAGAAGGACAAUGUAGAGUCAUUAUUGUCCAUUUAUCCUUUCCUUUGGCACUAAACCUCUUUGAAACUGCAAAAAGAAUGAAUAUUAUGGGGGAAGGUAAUGUAUGGAUUACUACUGGUUCCUUUACAAGCCUUGUUCAUUCCUUGAAUGCAUCCACUAUCUCCAAUAUGCAAGGGGUUAUUGGAGUCAAGAGCUAUAUCCCAAAACUAUUUCCCCAGUAUGCUGACUUCUACCGUAGAUUUCGGAAAAAAUUUAGCUCGGAGAAUUUUGAAGAGUUUAAUUAUGAGCCUGGGAUCUUUGCAGCCGAAGCUUAUGAUGCUGCAAGGAUUGUGGUUGAUGCAAUGAGGGAAACCAACCAAAUAGGGGGUCAACUUUUGCUAGAUAAGAUUAUGCUUAAUGAAAAGGCUUCUUAUAGUUCUUCGGUGAAGGAAUUAGGAAAAGUUGUUAAUCCAACAUGUGCCAUACGACUGAGAAUUGGUGUCCCUUCCAUGUCAAACGUCAAACAGUAUGCCGAAGUUAUUCAAGAUCUUUCUCAAAAUGUUCCUUCCUUCAACUUCAAGGGAUUUUCCAUAUGUCUUUUUGAUGAAAUAGUAAAAAAAUUGCCAUACCGUCUGGAAUAUGAUUAUUUUGCCUUUAAUGGUACAUAUGAUGAGCUGGUGAAGCAAGUUUAUUUGAAGAACUAUGAUGCAGUUGUUGGUGAUGUAUCGAUAGUGUCCACACGUUAUGAAUAUGCUUCAUUCACUCAGCCCUAUACUGAAACCGGACUGAUGAUGAUUGUUCCUAUUAAAUCAAAGACAGGUGAUAGAACGUGGCUAUUCAUGAAACCUUUCACAAAGCGCAUGUGGAUUCUAAUAUUGUUCAUCAUUGUCUACAAUGGUUUUGUUGUAUGGAUUAUUGAAAGAAACCACCUUUCACAAUUUAUGAAUAUUUCUUGUGACCUUCCCAUAUUGAAAGGUGAUAAUUAUAAGGUUUGGAAGGAAAGAAUUCUCCUUCAUUUGGGCUGGAUGGAUAUUGACUAUGCUAUAAAGAAGGAUGAGCCACCGGCUAUUACUGAAACUAGCAAACUUGAUGUUGUUGACCUUUAUGAAAGGUGGGAGAGAUCUAAUCGUCUCUCCGUUAUGUUCAUAAAAACCAACAUAUCCGCUAGUAUUCGGGGUUCAGUUGACCAGCAUGAUAAGGUCAGAGAUCUAUUAAAAGCUAUUGAUGAACAGUUUACGACCUCUGAGAAGUUGCUUGCUAGCACACUCAUUAUGCAAUUCUCUUCCAUUAAGCUUACUGGAACGAGAGGUGUACGUGAACAUAUCAUGCGCUUAAGGGACAUAGUGGCUCCGUUGAAAACCUUGGAAGUUACCAUGUCUAAAUCCAUCCUAGGUAUGGAAAGCCUAAGGAAGCUAGUGGGAAGUGAGCAGUGCAUCUACUCAGGGAGUAGGAUGAGCUCGCAUUACACUGUGCCUGGUUCUCCGGAUCAGAAUGGUGUGGCAGAACGAAGAAAUCGAAGCUUAUUAGACAUGAACAUUUCUUCUGAAAUGGAUCACUAUGAAGCUAAACCUUCUGGGACAGGUAAUAGAUUGGUAGUCAUCCCCACCCCUCAAGUUAAAAUGGGUGUUAGACAACCAGUGAUUGAAGUUCCACAAGCUGUUGAAAGUGAUCAUGUAGAUCAAGUUGUUUGUGAGGAACAACAUGAUAAUGUUGAACAAACUGGUGAAGAACCGGUUGAACAAGAUCCUCAUCAGGAUGACCAAGCAGCAUUAAGAAUAUCUACUAGAGUAAAAAGACAGCAAUUCCUAGUGAUUAUGUAG
Glycine soja is the source of this 2403-nucleotide messenger RNA. Its product is annotated as glutamate receptor 2.7-like. Bases 1 to 2403 code for a protein of 800 amino acids. Gene Ontology annotation, molecular function: signaling receptor activity; ligand-gated monoatomic ion channel activity. The record is from RefSeq and is a predicted model, not a curated record. Gene Ontology annotation, cellular component: plasma membrane. NCBI's taxonomy places the organism in Eukaryota, Viridiplantae, Streptophyta, Magnoliopsida, Fabales, Fabaceae. The transcript has 8 exons.